AUGUGUCCGCUGAGGUUCAUACUCGUCUUCUUGUCUGCCAUAGUGGCAGGAUUCUUCGUCAUGAGGAAUCUCACAUUCAACACCGACCUCGAAAACUUGUUCCUCUCAGAUUCUGCUUCUACUUCUGAUCAGUUUCAAGAUCAAUCUACAUCCCCCGCCUUCUCAUCCAAGGCUGUAUCUGCUGCUGCAUCGGGAUUCUGGACGUUCAUUGACAUGGCAAGUGGACGCUACCUUUGGAGGACUUUCGUGUCUUAUUCUUCUUCCACAGCUUGA
Messenger RNA from Prunus armeniaca (apricot), 273 nucleotides. The record is from the annotation of a GenBank genome assembly. Lineage: Eukaryota; Viridiplantae; Streptophyta; Magnoliopsida; Rosales; Rosaceae.